This is a messenger RNA of Protopterus annectens (West African lungfish), 5525 nucleotides long. RefSeq names its product ERCC excision repair 4, endonuclease catalytic subunit (gene ERCC4). Gene Ontology annotation, cellular component: nucleotide-excision repair factor 1 complex. The transcript is spliced from 11 exons. The coding region runs from base 15 to 2741 and encodes 908 amino acids. Gene Ontology annotation, molecular function: single-stranded DNA endonuclease activity; single-stranded DNA binding; damaged DNA binding. The record is from RefSeq and is a predicted model, not a curated record. NCBI's taxonomy places the organism in Eukaryota, Metazoa, Chordata, Ceratodontiformes, Protopteridae. Gene Ontology annotation, biological process: double-strand break repair via homologous recombination; resolution of meiotic recombination intermediates; nucleotide-excision repair involved in interstrand cross-link repair.
UUGUCAACAAAGUCAUGACAGCAAUGGGACCGUUGCUGGAACAUGAAAACCAGAUUUUUCUUGAUUUAUUUCACGAAGAUGGCUUGGUGAUUACUGCUCGGGGUCUAGGCAUUGAUAGGAUCCUGUAUAACUUCUUAAAAUUGUAUUCAGACCCUGGAAAUUUAGUUUUGGUGCUCAACACCACAGUUCCAGAGGAGGAAUAUUUCAUUGAACAGCUACGCUCAGAAGGGGUUUCCCAUUUACCCAAGAUUAUUACAAAUGAAAUUAGCAGCAAUGACCGAUAUGAUGUCUACACACAGGGAGGUGUCCAGUUUGUUACAAGUCGAAUUCUUGUAGUUGAUUUCCUGACGGACAGAAUUCCAGCAAAUCUUGUUACAGGUAUCCUAGUAUAUAAGGCUCAUAAAAUUAUUGAGUCAUGCCAAGAGUCCUUUAUCUUGCGUCUUUACCGUCAAAAAAACAAGGAUGGCUUCAUCAAAGCUUUUACAGACAAUGCAGUUGCUUUCCAGGCUGGAUUCUGUCAAGUUGAACGUGUUAUGAGGAACCUGUUUGUUAGAAAACUUUACCUGUGGCCAAGAUUUCAUGUGUCUGUGAACUCAUUCCUGGAGCAACACAAACCCGAGGUUGUAGAAUUGCAUGCGUCUCUGACUCCUGCCAUGGUAGCCAUCCAGGCGUCAAUAUUAGACAUCAUGAAUGCCUGUCUGAAGGAGCUGAAACGUUACAACCCAGCUUUGGAAGUUGAGGAUUUAUCCUUGGAACAUGCUAUUGGGCGAACCUUUGAAAAGACCAUCAGAUACUAUUUGGAUCCAAUGUGGCACCAGCUUGGGACAAAAACCAAGUCCUUAGUUCAAGAUCUUAAGAUUCUGCGUACGUUAUUGAAUUACCUCACUCAGUAUGAUUGUGUCACCUUUCUGAACCUUUUGGAGUCUCUAAGAGCUAGUGAGAAGGCCUUUGGACAGAAUUCAGGCUGGCUCUUCUUGGAUUCUAGUACUUCUAUGUUUGUGAAUGCUCGUUCGAGAGUCUAUCAUACUCCAGAGACCAAAGGGGUCAAGAAACUGAAAGCAGCAGAGAAAGCCAAGGAGGUUGAAAAUGCAGAUUUGGGGAAGAGGGAGUUGAUCUUGGAAAAAAGUCCCAAAUGGGAAGCCCUGACUGAUGUCUUGCAGGAGAUUGAAAAGGAAAACAAAAACAGUGAAGCUCUUGGAGGCCCAGGCCGGGUUUUGAUUUGUGCCAGUGAUGACCGAACCUGUUGUCAGCUGCAGGAGAUUUUAAUGAAAGGAGCAGAGACAUUGUUAAUGAGACUGUACAAUAAAAGUGUUGGGAAGCAAGACAAUGUUGAAGAAUUAUUAAUUAAAGACAAGAAAUCUCUGAAGUUUAAAGGAAAACACAAAAAUGAUGGUGAUACUCGAACCCUGAAAGCCAAAUGUCAGCCAACUAAAAAUGUAAAUAAGGACAAGAAGUGGAAGCUAACAUUAACACAAAUGGUAGGAAAUACAGAUAGUGGAAAGGAGCUUGAAGUAAGAAAAGAAGAGGAAGAAUACAGAGAGCUUGCUGUCAGUCAGGAAAGUAGCAGUGAAGAGCCAGAUACUGAGGAAGUACUACUUAAUUUGCCUUCUGAUGCCUAUUAUGGAAUCUUGAAAGAACCUCUGAUUGUCAUACAUCCUUUGCAGGGCUGUAGUGACCCCUACAGUUUGACUCGAGUAUUGCAUGAAGUAGAGCCAAGAUUUGUUGUGCUGUAUGAUGCCGAACUGACAUUUGUUCGCCAGCUUGAGAUUUACAAAGCCAGCAGGCCAGGAAAACCACUGAGAGUCUAUUUUCUUGUCUAUGGAGGUUCUACUGAGGAGCAACGUUACCUCACUGCUUUGAGGAAGGAGAAAGAAGCUUUUGAAGAUCUCAUUCGUGAAAAGGCUAGCAUGGUGAUUCCUGAAGAGCGGGAAGGAAAAGAUGAUGCAAAUCUUGACCUUAGUCGAGAUGCUACUCCUGCUACUGCAGUAAUGGACACGCGUAAAUCUGGUGGUCAGACUAAAGAGAAGGAGCAGCAUGUGAUAAUUGUGGACAUGCGAGAGUUCCGAAGUGAAUUGCCAUCAUUAAUUCAUCGACGUGGCAUCGACAUUGAGCCAGUCACCCUGGAAGUAGGAGAUUACAUUCUCACCCCAGAUAUCUGUGUAGAGAGGAAGAGUGUAAGUGACCUGAUUGGCUCCCUAAACAAUGGCCGAUUGUACACGCAGUGCAUAUCCAUGUGUCGCUACUAUAAGCGUCCAAUUCUUCUCAUUGAGUUUGACCCCAGCAAACCUUUUUCACUGACUUCACGUGGGUUCAUCCACCAGGAGAUUUCUGUGAAUGACAUCACAUCUAAGCUUACUUUGCUUACUCUGCAUUUUCCACGUCUGCGAGUGCUGUGGUGCCCAUCUCCACAUGCUACUGCUGAGCUGUUUGAAGAACUGAAACAGAACCGACCCCAGCCUAUUACAGUUAAAGCCAUGGCCAUAACAGCAGAUUCUGAAACUAUUCAUGAAUCAGAUCGCUAUAAUCCGGGUCCUCAGGAUUUUCUUUUAAAAAUGCCUGGCAUUAAUGCAAAGAACUGUCGUGCACUUAUGAAUCAUGUAAAAAGCAUAGCAGAGCUGGCUACUUUGCCUCAGGAGAGACUAGCAGAAAUUCUUGGAAAUUCUGUUAAUGGCAGGCAACUGUAUGAAUUUGUACACGAAUCUCACAAGCGCUCCAUUCUACCAAUGAAGACAAAGAGAUAACAAUUCGGAGAAAGUUGAACUAAUAUUUUUGUCACUAUUUAAUUGAUUAUUAGGUCAAGCCAGGAGAGUUGAGUAUUUUUUUUUUUCUGAAGGUUAAAGGAAACACUUUUCACAGUUGCACUUAAAACACACAUUAGCAGUUAUCCCAGCAAAGUAUGCAUCAUACCUUUAAAUAGUCUUUCUCUGUUAUUGGCAUUCCUCCUCACAGGUUGUAAUUUACAUGCACUGUUAAAGCAUGAGGAAGUUUAUUUUCCAUGUUGUUACUAUGUGUUCUUGUGGGUCAGUGUUGCAGUCAUAAUUUAUAUGGAUUUCUGAUGCUGGUUGAGUCCAAAGUCUAGCCUGACUUUUAGAUUUGAGUACCCUCCCUCCAUGACAUUGCCUUACCUCCGAUGUUUUUCAUGUAUCUGGGAUGUACCUUUCAGACCAGCUCCUCUAAACCAAAUGUUGAAUACACACGUGGUAUUGGGUGCACAUACCUUGAACCUCAAAGAUGAGGCUGAGAAAAGUAAAAGAGGUGGUUGUAGUCACCUGCAGUUGCAGAGAGGUAAAACUUCACAUAAAAUUAAAGGUGGUGAUUUCAGACCUUCAGGCUCUCAAAACCUUCAACAGACUCUGGAUGCAUUGGACUGUAUAUGUCAUGAUAUACAGCACAGUAGUUAUGUGGUACAAAAAAAAAAUCAAGGGGGAACAUGCCCCCCCCCCUCUGUGGGCUAGCAGAGCAGGCUUGGGACAGGCCCAGAAACACAGUUUGUUCCUGAUGACAGCCUAUAUACCAACUUAAGACAGCUACAGAGUGAACUAAUUAAGCAGGAUCUCAGAAGAUCAACGAGUGAAUGCUAGACAGGGGCACAUUCUUAGACCUUGCAAAACAGGUGGGUUGUGCCAUAGGUAGAUAUCUUUCCUUUUCCAAGCAGCAGGCAGCUGAGAAAAGUCUGUGGUAAAGUCUGUGGUAGCACUUCAACUAAACAUGCUUGGACAGUCUGUGCUUUCUUCCAAGAAUACAAUGGCGUAUUUCUCUAUGCUUUCCUUCCUAUACCCCUGCUUCCCUAGGUAUUUGAAAAGUAGGAAGUUCAGGGACCCAAAAUAAUUGUAAUUGCCCCAUUCUGGCCCAGGCAACACUGGUUGUUUCGUCUUCUUAAGAUGACAAGGGAGAACCCUAUACUACCGCCUCAGCAUUUAAACCUCCUGAUGUAGUGCAUUGACCUCUUAGUACACUCCAAGCUCUGUCCAUUCAGAUAAGCAGCUUGUAAAGUAUGACUGUGUUGGUUUGCUCGCCUUUUUUCUGAAGACAUCAGGGAAGCUAAAAGGCCAAGUUCAAAGAAAUUGUACCUGGCUAAAUGGAAAAUAUUUGUCUUCUGAUGCCAGAGGAAGAACUAAUACCUAAAACAAGCAGAUGUGCCAGUGGUCCUCUUGUACUUCUCUGAGCUGUUCUCAUCAGGUUUAACUUGUGUCUCUAAAAAGAUACAUAUUUUCUCUGUUUUUACCUGCUUGCCUGUAGUUCCCCAUUGGUAGACAACCCCCUAGUGAGGCAAUUCUUGUAAGUAAUCCCCCAUCUGAGACAUCCCAGGAAAAAAGUUGUCCCACCUUGGGACUUCAGUUUAGUAUUGAAAGACUGGCCACGUCAUCUUUUGAAGUAGCUUUUUCAGCAUCUCCAAAAUUUCCUCACUUGAAAACAGUUUUCCUGAGAGCCAUCACAUCCUGCUAGGAAAGUCUCCAAGCUACAGGUCCAGACGUAUAAAGAAUGCUUUCUGCAGUUUCAAAAAGACAGUUUGGCCCUGUGCGCUAAUCUCUUCUUCAUGCCAAAUACAUUACAGAACAUUAUGACUGCAGCAGUGACCCGGUAAGAACAUAAUACCGUUGUGAAGGCAAUAUGCUGUCAUUGUAGAUGUAUAAAUGUGGUCACUAUGAAAGUCCUGUUUCACUCCCUCUACCCCCACUAAAACUAACUAAAGCGGCUAGUUUCCCUGCGGUAAAAUAUGAUGUUUUGGGAGUCCGCUGAAUUAAGUUUUCUGCAACCUGGUCUCGAGCUUCUGUGAUUCGAUGAAGUGGUAAUUCGAUAUUUAAAGUAGAUCCAUUUUUAUAGAUCUGUAAGCAUUCUGUAAUCUGUGAAUGUGAAGUAUUGUCAAUUACUUUUUUGUAAUCUGCCCAUGCCAUACUUGGGUUCUGCCCCUUUGUAAAGCUCUGUCUUGUGGCUUUGUUUAGUAAUUUAUGAUUAUUUGUUCAGUGUGAUUUUUCUUUCAUUACCUUUCUGUUCCAUUGCCAUGAUUGAAUUUUUGUCAACUCUGUCUGCAUCAGUUCAAGUAUAUGAUUUGUAUGUUGUUUGAAGGCAGGAUAUUGGUCUAUAAUUUUUAGGAUGCCGUGCCGGUUUUCAUUUAAAGAGGCAUCUUUCUAUCCUAAUUGGUGUUGGCUGCUAUUGUACACAUGAAUAAUUUUUAUGCGAGGCUAAAUUGGGCAGAGAAGUUAAUACCUUUAGCCAGAAGUUGCGAACUGCAUCUAGAUUUUGGAUUCUUCAUUUAGUAGCCUUUCUUUUUUAUUUUUCAGAACCUUUAUUAAUUUAUACCUUAAGACAUAAAACCACAUUCAUUAAUACAAAUCAAGCCAUGUUCACGUCUGCAUAUGUAUACAUUACAUAUGUUUUCAUUCUUUAUAAUAAUUGUCAUUCAGUCCAUCAUUACAUAAAUUGCUCAAUUCUUGCUUUCCCUUUAACCGCACUCUUCCUCCGGAACAUUAUUCUACAUGUAUUGUUCCCCAAAAGUCCAUUUAUUUCUGUGUAAUUUGCUCCUU